CACGCCUCUUCCUAGGGGCUUCAUUCUGCUGAUAACUGUUAGUCAAUGAAAAUGGGACGUUUAUUGUUAAUAGAAUUCUGCAGCCUUGUGCUUCUCUCCGGCUCGUCAUUUUCUAAGGAACGGCCCCUUUAAGCCCGUGCUGUGUGGUGUGAGAGCCGAGAGCCGAGAGCCCCUGAAAUGGGGCCGGUCCCCACAGAGGUGCCGCGUCAACACGCACCGCUUCUCAAAGACACGGUACAAAAUAGAACACAGGAUACCGCACUCAUGCAUUGCCGCUGGUUGUGUGUUCAGAUUCAAGGACUUGGAUAUGUGGGAAUAGAUAAACUUAAUACAAUUAACUUCUCUUUUUCCUUUUAAAAUUUUUAAAUUACGUUUGUGUCUCCUGCUUGUGAAUUGCAUUAUGUUUCUAUUGGCGCCCUCUAAGGAUCACACUUAUUUUUUUAAAUAAAAUUAAGGUUUAAUUUCAUUGGGUCCCAGUUGUUAUUAGAAAUGUCACUAGACGUCUCGGGGAAAAGAACCGAGCGGCCCACUCCGCAGCUCCGGCGCCGAGACCGCAGACUGGGGCCCAGUGGCCUCGGAGGAUGCCGCCUCUGAAAACGCCUGACCUCCUCCUUCUUUUUCUUUUCAUGUCGCCCUGUCCGAACCGCGGUGAUUUCUCACAAAACAGCACGCACUUCUGGGGCCCGGUAGCCAACUGGGGUCUCCCCAUCGCCGCCAUCAAUGACAUGAAAAAGUCUCCGGAGAUUAUCAGUGGGCGGAUGAUGUUUGCCCUCUGCUGUUACUCUCUGACGUUCAUGAGAUUCGCCUACAAGGUGCAGCCUCGCAACUGGCUCCUGUUCGUGUGCCACGCCACCAACGAGGUGGCCCAGCUCAUCCAGGGCGGGCGGCUCAUCAAAUACAACAUGAAUAAGAAGGCAGCAGCGUGACCGGCAGGGAGGCGCUGCCCGCUGCUGGGCCUCCGGCUCAGUCACCAGGACGCCCUGCUGAGGAAGACCCGCUGAGUGCCGUUUUACUAACCCCACCAUUCCCACCCACAGCGAGAGCCCGAGCCCCUGACCCGCCCCGGCUGCCUCCCAAGUGCUGACUACUCUCCUCCUCCCCUAACCAGUCGUCACACGGGCAGUCAUCCGUGAUUCCCAGCCAUGCUUUCUCUGAGGCCGUGUUGUUAUCUGUUAGAGUUUACUGAGCGCGCAACGGAAGAGAACCAAGCCUGUGACUCUCAGACCUGAGUGCUCAGAACGCUUGCCUUGUUCUGUAACGACCAUGAGACAACCCCAGCUACACCCUUCAGGUCUCACCCCAGGGUCUGAAAAGUGUCCGUUUCCAUGCAGUGUGUAUUCUGAAAUGCUGUGACUUAACAGCAAUAAAUGACUUAAAUAUUUGUCAGUGAGAA
Molecule: messenger RNA, 1393 nt
Organism: Myotis brandtii (Brandt's bat)
Lineage: Eukaryota; Metazoa; Chordata; Mammalia; Chiroptera; Vespertilionidae
Gene: MPC1
Product: mitochondrial pyruvate carrier 1
Exons: 4
Coding region: 582-926 (114 amino acids)
Biological process (GO): pyruvate import into mitochondria
Cellular component (GO): mitochondrial inner membrane
Source: RefSeq, a predicted model, not a curated record